CUAGAGGGUACUUGUGGGUUCAAGAGGCUUCUAUAACUAUCAGGGAAAAAUAUAGUCAGUGUGCUCAAAAUCUUUCGGUAACCAACUUUGAGGAGCUGCUACCAUGGCUUUAAGAAAUGCAACGGCUAAAAUGCUUCAAGGAGUGAUGCCCGUUAUAUCAAAGAGCCGUAACAUAGGGACAAUAGCAAGCGAAGAGGCUCAAACAUGCGUAGGGACGGUCCGUUCCCGUGAAAGGAAGAGCAUAAAAGAUGAAUUGUUGCCUAAGGGUAAACCCAUGGGAGACUAUGUUCCGGUGUAUGUAGCUAUAGGGAUGAUAGGACUGUCCGUAACGUUCGGGCUAAUGACCGCGAAGCAAGAGCUGUUGUAUGCCCCGGAUGUUCAUGUUAAGAAGAGUAGGAGAGAAACUUUGCCUGAGGUGGUGGAACCUGAAAAUGUUGUUCAUGAAUCUGAGGGGUUUGUUAAGAAGUCUUUCUUUAGGAAGAUUGCUCAUAUUCAAGAGAACAAGGAGCCUGUUAUUCCUAACCCCAUUCUAGGCGAUCCCCUUGCAAGAUUGUCACGAGUAGAAUCGUUGAAGACAGUGGGAGUCGACCCAAAAUGAAGGGGAUAAUUGUAACGACUGAUGGACUAUCUCGAAAGCCUUAUUAAUCCACGUUGUGCAUUUAUGUUGUUAAUCCAAAUGUGUUUACAUGAUAUUUCUGAUACAGAGAGGUUAAGAGGUGUACUGGAUUGUAUAUAUGCUUUGUAGUGUUUGUACACUGGAUUUGCUUAUGUAGCUUAACCCGUCAAUGAAACAAGCUUAUGUAUGAUUGGAUUGAGGAUUGUUGGACUUGUAUUAAAAUAAGACUUGGAAUCUA
Molecule: messenger RNA, 854 nt
Organism: Chenopodium quinoa (quinoa)
Lineage: Eukaryota; Viridiplantae; Streptophyta; Magnoliopsida; Caryophyllales; Amaranthaceae
Exons: 4
Coding region: 104-598 (164 amino acids)
Source: RefSeq, a predicted model, not a curated record